Messenger RNA from Durusdinium trenchii, 2958 nucleotides. NCBI's taxonomy places the organism in Eukaryota, Dinophyceae, Suessiales, Symbiodiniaceae. The record is from the annotation of a GenBank genome assembly.
UGAGUCGCACAUGCAACCAGACGCGGGCUGCGAUGGCCAUGCGGAGCUGAUCGUGUUCUUGGAUACACAUCAUGGCGGAUGACUCAAGCGACUUGCUGGAGGGCUUACACAGCCUGGACAUCACCGCUUGCAAAGAGCACAUCCGCCAGCUGCAAGCACGACGAGAGAGACGUCGUGAGCUUGUGGAGAGGUUGCAGGAAAAGCUGAAGGCCCUGAACAAUGAGUUGGCUGCGAGAAAAGAGGAGGCCGACCGCUGCAAGAAGGAUCUAUUGGAGGAGCAGGCGAAGAACCGCCGCCUUGCUGAAGCGAGGCGCGGACAGAAGACUGGAAAGGAGGUAGUACAGAUUCAAGACGACCAGCACCGAGAACAGGAGCUGGAGCUCCAGGCAGCGACUGUCCGGCGCUUCAUGGAAAGUACCCUCCAGGAGAAGGUGAAGAGAGACAGCACUCAGAAUGAGCUGGGCAUACGGAUCUACGACGAAGUUGAGCUCAUGGUGGAGAAGUCAGCAGACGAGCAAGCUCUCGAAAGCAAAUAUAUCGACACGGUGCUGGUGACCUACUGCGUCCCCAACUCCGAGCUGAAAUACAACCUCAGCUUUCGUGUGGAUAAGAACAUGACCACUAAAAAGCUGAGGGAGGAUGCUUGCUUGUAUUGGGGCUUGUCGGAGGUAGAGUUCAUCCUCAAGACCAUGAGCAACGCCAAAGUCCAUGACGAGCUUGCGAUCCAAAGCUGCUUCCGCGAGAAUGAAGAUGCUCAGUUCCUUUUGGUGCAAAAGACACCGAAGAAUGCCACGCUGAUGGACAAGGAGCUCUUGCACAUCAUGCCCAAAGCUGGCCGCAAGGCUCGGCGCGUGGCGAAACAGUCGGGCAAGCUUGGGGAGGCCAAGGGUGAGUCUGCUGCAGGUGUUGGGGGAGAGUUGGCUGAGCAGAUGCUGCUGUUGCCGGGCCUUUUCAGGUACAUGACCCAGCGGGACCAGAACGUCAAACAGCACUUAGAGAGACUGAAGUUGCGGAACCUCUGUAUCUAUCUCACGGUGCUGAUCAUGACGAUCGUGGACAUCUAUCUCCAACUUCCUCCUGGCGCUACAUACAGCUGCCGAGAAGGUGUGGUCCAGCUCAUGACCGAAGGUGAUGGGCAGGGCUUACAUUUCGAGGAGAUCCGUUCGUUGGAGGAGGUCUGGCCUUGGCUCUCUGACACGGUGGCUGACCAACUCUUGGUCAAGUCAUCACCUUUGCGCACAUACAAUUAUCCCGUGGGCUAUUUGCAGGUACGUUUGCAGGAGGUUCAGCCGCCAACGGCUGCGCGGUGUGCACAGCUGGACUCUGCUUAUGCCGUACCUGUGAAUGUGACAUGCUUUGCAACACAAUACACAGCCCUGACUGCAGAGACCAGCACUAAUGUCGAGGUGGAAGACUACUUCACCAACAGGUCCGGAUUCGAUGGCCGCCACAUCAAUACUCAGCCAUGGAGCUUCGGAGAAGAACGAAGCACAUCUGCGGCAGGAGAGGCUUCCAUUGCUGGAAGCUUCUGGGACUUUGAUGGCUCCGGAUACAGCAUUGAGUAUGACUUGCAAUUCUCGCCUUUGGAGACGGUUCGUGGGGCUUUUCUGACGGACAUGGAGUUCUUGCAGAACCAGAAUUGGUUGAGCCCUGAAAGUCGCGCUCUUCAUUUGAGUUUUUUGCUCUAUAACUCGAACUACGACCGAUUCAUUUCCAACCGGUACAGCGUUGAGAUGACCGGCUUUGGCGUGGUCCGGCCGCUCGCGCAGGUCACGAUCUUUAGGCCGGGCAUUAUCGAGUACAACAUUGGCCUUCAGCAGCUCUUGACCGACGUGAUCCGGCUUUUCUUCGUGUUGCUGAUCUGCCCACUUCAGAUCUACUGGGACUUCAUGUACGAAAGACGGGUGAAUGGUUCUGGCUGCAAGCACUUCUACUCCGUCCAGGGCUUGGUUGACUUGGCCUUGGGUGUUACCUUCUUCGUGAUGUUUGGCUUGCGCUAUGGCAACUUUAACGUUAUGACUCCAUCAUACUCCAUCUACAAGACAAGAACAACAAACAGCCGCCAAGUGCUGUCCAUCGACUACUUUGUGCAACAUGCGCAAACACCCUUAGACGCUGGAGAGCUUGCAAAACAGUUCAAGCUUCACAUCGCCAUCGAUGCGGUGAUCUCUGGGCUGCUCUUGUACCGCUUUGCCUUCUUCAUGCGCGUGAACCGCCAUUUCUUCCUGAUUUGGACCACGGUACAACAAGCCGCCAUCGUGGCUUUCAGGCUUCUCACCAUUGGCCUGCCAGUCUUUGUUGGGUUGAUUUUUGUGAGUAUGGCCGUUGGUUCCUCCUAUGAUGAGAUGAACAGGACCUUCUGGUCUUCCGCCAUGCGAGUGAUGCUGUUGAUCUACGCGGAGGUCGAGACAGUCAAGGACUAUGAUCCGAAUCGUGGGUGGCAGUUGAGUUUCAACGUUUGCCUCUACUAUUUCACCAGGUUGGUCUUUGUGAACUGCUGGAUCGCCGUGCUGAUUCAUGAGUAUCAAAAGGUCCGAGUGGCCGCUGGCUCCAUUGAGCGGUACAGGUGGAAGGAUUUCAUUGUGCGCUGCUUCCUCGCGUGCCAGGCCGUUCCGGAAUUUGUACCUCAACUUUUUAAGACCAAAAAUUGAAAGGGAAGCUGAUGGACGUUGCAAGAUGGGGGUUCACCUGCCUCGGAGCCUUGCCCAGAGAUAAAUGUUCAAGCAUAGUCAUUCGCAGCUGCCAAAGAGUGAAUGUAACCCGCUGCCAUUUGCUGCAACGAAGUCAGUCGCCAAGGAGGCAAGACCAAGACCAAGACCCUUAUACAACUGUCUUAGCACUGUAUACUCUUCGCCAAGGCCGGCGAAAGAUUCGGUUGAGGAAUGAGGCUGAAGCAGGCUCGAAGCAGCCCUUGGACGACGUUCCAAGUGUUCUGUUCGGGUGACCACAUGCGUACCC